AUGGCAGCUCACGCAGUGACAACACUUCCAACCAGUACUACUGGUUUGCCAAUAGGCGAGGAAGUGCAGGAAUAUGAGAAGAUUCUGAGAAUUAGUGACGAGAUAUUUUCUGGAACUCACCCCAAGCUCAAGGUCCCCCAGCAAUUUGUGCGCAAAACAACGUCUCGAAACCCUCCCACACAGGCUCAGGUAGUGAAUACGGGUGGACUAGAUGGUUCCCCUACGGAGAGACCAUCCCAGGCUACUCCUUCAGCAGCACCAGCUCCUACGACUAUUACCACCGCUUCUGUUCACGGUCCAUCUGAUGUAACCGCGACAACCCCUUCGAAGAACCGUACCGUCCCAAAACCUACCUCAGAGAUUGAUCCGAUAUUUUUGACCAAAUCAGACGAUUUAGUCAGGGCAGAAUUACAGUUACAGAGACAAAGGGUGGAAAGAGUAUUGCGGGACCAGUUGGAGCAGAAGAGAUUAGAGUCGAGACAGAAAGCGGCGAUGCAGGACGCAAAGCCCGACUUUGAUGUCUCUGAUGUGCUGAACCAGGCCCUCGAGCUGGUCAAGCCUGCUUCUGUAAAUGAUAUCUCUACAAGCAAUGUCGCUGGAGCACCCAGUGACUCGUUUGACGAGAAUUCUUUCUACUCCAGUAGAGCCCCUGACUCUCCGCAGCAAGGCGAGCCGCCUUCGGCAGCAGCAGCAGCAGCAGCACCUCUCACCGGAGACCUUGCUACCAAGAUCCCAGUAGAAAACUUUUCAGAUGAGUUGCAACGGCUUGAAGCCCUCAACCGCACUGGAUCGGAUCAGGAAAUGCGAGAUGCUUACCCCGUGGCAGACCAGCGUGAUCCCUACCGUCAUAGGCAACCCUAUGGCGCUCCGGUAGACCUGACAAGCAACAAAUACCACGAAGUUCAGCAGCCGGAGGAUGCGAUGGAAGAGCCGGAUUACUCGCCUCCAGCUCCAGGUGUACUACCUAUGGACAGGGCAGUCGCUCGUGAGUAUCAACCGGAGUAUGUUCCUCAUGAUGCAAGACGGCGGGUAGAGAAUCGAGGAGGAUAUUAUAAUCCGAUGUCCCCUAGAGACGAUGUGAGAAUCGUGAGAAACCAUAUAACCUCACCAGCUGCUCCUCAGCCAUCUAGGGUGUCUCCACUAGCCGUGGCUAAGGUUCCCUCCGCCCCUCAGGCUAAGGAUAUGCGUACAAGAUAUGGGCCGGAACAGGUUCACUCUGCACAGAAUCUGGACCGUGGCAGUCCCGAUGUCCCUGCUGCCCAGCACCCGAUGCCGAGGAAGCGUAGGAGGUUGCAAGAGGACAAGGGUCGAGCCCGUCAGGUUUCGUACAAUAAAAAGCCUGCUGCUGUUGAUUCUUCUGAUCCAUAUAUUAAAGAGGAGCCAGUGUCACCGCCGCCUUUCGCAGACGCGCUACCAGCUUACCAAGGCCGAUCUGCCCAGCCAGUAUACAUCGAUAUUGCAUCCCCGCGUUAUACUCCGGUUAUUGAACGAAGGGAGCCGUCGAUCCGCGAGCCUGUCUACGAGCCCGAUCCGUACCAUGAAGCUCCUAUGCCACGAGCGGCCUCUCGGCUUAGCAGCCGCCGGCCCAUGCGCGAUGAGCCUGAUUUACGACGGGUCGCUAGCUUACAGAAUGCGCGGCAACCGGAAUAUGCGCGUGAAUAUGUCGAGCAACAACCCAGUCCCCGUGCAGUGAGGGCAGCAUCUUAUGCGGUUGAACGGCCUCCGCCGGAGAGAGCGACCAGGUACUAUGAUGAGCCGGUGCCGGCGUACUCGAGACGGUUUGUCCCAGCUGAGGGAUCACCAUCAUCCCCACAAUUCCGGGAGGCAUACUAUGAGGAGGAGCCAGUGCCGGUUCGACUCAUGCCGCCACCGCGACGUAUUGUGGUUGACGAACAUGGAAACCAGUACUACGAAGCAGCACCUGCCGUGCAAUAUGUUCCUUCAGCAGGCCGGGUCCCAAGGAGCGACGUCUACGACGACGGUGCGCCGGUACGCCAAGCCAGUAUGCGGGCUGCAUCGAUCAUCGAAGAUCCAUAUGGCGGCCGGAAGUACGUGCAAGAGAUGCCACCACCUCCGAGCACGUAUCGGCGGGUGACGGACUACGCGCGGCCUGCUCCGGUUGAACGGCGGCCGUAUGCGACACCUCUCGAGGGCGAGCAAUUCACGCGCAGUAGCAGCGUUCAAGUGGGCGAGUAUGCUCGGCGUCCGGCGUACGUGGAAGAGCCAGGUCUUCCACGCGAACGUUUGGUGCGCAUGCCGAGCGUUCGACCUCAAACGGCGCGAUACGACGAGCCACGAGAGGUGAUUCCCCGUGUGGCAAGUGUGCGCCCGGGAAGCGUGUAUAUGGAUGAAGACCCGCAGCGACCGCGGGAGUAUGUUGAACGACCUGUAUAUGUGUCUAGGCCUCCGCCUAUGCGGGAAGACCAGGCAUACUACGAAGGAGAACCGGAACGGGUGAUGAUGGAAGGAGGAAGAAAUGUGGUGCAGCGGGCGCCGCUGCGAUAUUGA
Messenger RNA from Aspergillus chevalieri, 2508 nucleotides. RefSeq lists its product as uncharacterized. NCBI's taxonomy places the organism in Eukaryota, Fungi, Ascomycota, Eurotiomycetes, Eurotiales, Aspergillaceae. The transcript has a single exon. The coding region runs from base 1 to 2508 and encodes 835 amino acids. The record is from RefSeq and is a predicted model, not a curated record.